AUGAGGAAAAUCAAGUCUCGUACCUGGAAGAAACAGCGUUACUUCAAACUGCAGGACGACUGCAUGACCAUCUGGUACAAGUCCAAGAAGGCCGGCAAACCCCACUCCACCUUUUCAGUGACCGAUGUGGAGGCUAUACGGGAGGGCCACCAGUCUGAGGUGCUGCUCAGCAUCGCAGAUGAGUUCCCAGCUGACCGAUGCUUUACGCUGGUCUUCCGUGGUCGCAGGGCCAACCUGGAUCUGGUGGCUGAGUCAGCUGAUGAAGCGCAGUCCUGGAUCAGAGGCAUGAGGAAGCUGAUUGAGAACCUGGAGAACAUGGGGGAGCGAGAGAAACUAGACCAAUGGAUUGGUGACUGGUUCAGGAAGGCAGACAAGAACAACGAUGGCAGGAUGAACUUCAAGGAAGUGCAAGAUUUACUGAAGAUGAUGAAUGUGGACAUGAAUGAGCACCAUGCUCUUCGUCUCUUCACAAUGGCUGAUAAGUCCCAGUCGGGUACACUGGAGGACGACGAGUUUGUGCUCUUCUACAAGAUGUUGACCCAGCGGGAUGAUGUCCUGAGGGUUUUCCAGGAGUACUCUGUUGAUGGCCAAAAGUUAUCCCAGAGCGACUUGGAGGACUUUCUGAGGGAGGAGCAGCUGGAGGGGGACGACAUCCAGCAGCAUGCCAAGGAGCUCAUUGAGCGCUAUGAGCCCUCUGACGCAGCCAAGCUGCUGAAUGCCAUGACAUUUGAUGGCUUCUUGAUGUACCUUGGCUCAGCUGAGGGCUCCAUCUUCAACCCACAGCGGCGGGGCAUCUUCCAGGACAUGAGCCAGCCUCUGUGCCAUUACUUUAUCUCCUCCUCCCACAACACUUACCUGAUGGAGGACCAGCUUAGAGGACAUAGUAGUGUGGAAGGAUACAUCAGGGCUCUGUGUCGUGGCUGCCGGUGUGUGGAAGUGGACUGCUGGGAUGGUGCCAACGGAGAGCCCAUCGUCUACCAUGGACACACUUUCACCUCCAAGAUACUCUUCAAGGAUGUGGUCAACGCAGUGGGAAACUAUGCGUUCAAGGUAUCGGAAUAUCCAGUCAUCCUGUCCAUCGAGAACCACUGCAGUGUUGAGCAACAGAGAGUCAUGGCCCAACACCUCAACCACAUCCUUGGUGACAAGCUACUGAAAAGCACAUUAGAUGGCAAGGCCCCGAUAGGGCUGCCAUCUCCUGAGGAUCUUAGGGGGAAGAUUCUGCUAAAGGCAAAGAAAAUUGGCGGUCUGGAGGAGAGUUUCAACGGGAUGGUGGAAGACUCUCUGACCGGAGAGGUCAGCGAUGAAGAUGAGGUGACUGAAAUUGACGAAGACAACCUCAACCGUGAGAGUGUACGCCGCAGGCAACGUCUGUCCAAGGAGUUGUCAGAUUGUGUUGUUUACUGCAAAAGCGUCCACUUCAGUAGCUUCAAACACUCUCGCAUCCACUCCAAGUUCUAUGAGGUGGCCUCUUUCACAGAGUCCAAGGCCCGCAAACACCUGAGGGAGGCUGGGGCCGAGUUUGUGCACCAUAACUCGCGGCAGCUGACCAGGGUUUAUCCCAGUGGCUUCCGAACUGAUUCCUCCAAUUUCAAUCCCCAGGAAAUGUGGAACGCUGGGUGCCAAAUUGUUGCGUUGAAUUUCCAGACUGCUGGGGAAGGGAUGGAUCUGAAUGACGGACUGUUUAGUCAGAAUGGCAACUGCGGCUACGUCCUAAAGCCCAGUUUUAUGAAGGAGGCGGAGAAAAGAUUUGACCCUGAGACGCCCCAAAAACGGGACGGCUACCAGCCUGUUGUCCUCACCAUACAGGUGAUCAGUGGUCAGCAGCUGCCCAAAGUCAACAUCAAAGAGGAUUCUAUAGUGGAUCCUCUGGUCAGAGUGGAGAUUCAUGGGGUUCCUAUGGACCAGGCCAAGCAGGAGACCAGAUACAUUGAGAACAAUGGGUUUAAUCCUGUGUGGUAUGACACUCUGCGCUUCACCAUCCACACUCCACAGCUGGCCAUGGUACGUUUUGUGGUGGAGGACUAUGACAAGACAUCUAAAAAUGACUUUGUGGGGCAGUAUACACUUUCUCUCAGCUGCAUGCAGCAAGGUUAUCGUCACAUUCACUUAUUGUCCAAAGAUGGAACCAGUAUUCCUCCCUCCUCCUUAUUUGUGCACAUCCGGAUCACGGACCUGGAAUAA
This is a messenger RNA of Morone saxatilis (striped sea-bass), 2184 nucleotides long. RefSeq names its product phospholipase C, delta 4a (gene plcd4a). Gene Ontology annotation, biological process: lipid metabolic process; intracellular signal transduction. Gene Ontology annotation, molecular function: phosphatidylinositol-4,5-bisphosphate phospholipase C activity; calcium ion binding. Lineage: Eukaryota; Metazoa; Chordata; Actinopteri; Moronidae. The record is from RefSeq and is a predicted model, not a curated record. The transcript is spliced from 14 exons. The coding region runs from base 1 to 2184 and encodes 727 amino acids.